AUGUUUCAGCCAGUUUGGAUUCGGCAACCAGUGAGCUUCAAAAUUAGCGAAUUUCUUGCCCGAAAUUGUGCAACAUCAUCUGGUACAAUCUUGAAACAGAACUCUAAAAUAAAUAUCAAAUCAUGCAGUUUGCUUCGGAACAGCACAUUUCCAGAAUAUGUACCUUCACAUCAUUCCAAGUUGCAUAAUAUUAUCUGGAGAAAACCGUUGGAAAACAUUUACAUUGUUAAGAAGCCAUGGAAUGACAGUGUGACUGAAGCUAUGAGUAAGUUCAUCCGACAUAUACACGAGUGCUAUCCGGCGGUUAACGUUAUCGUUAGUGAUGAUGUUGGCGACGAGUUGUUGGAAAUUACUGGUGAGAGGGGGAUACGACUCAGCAAUUCUAACGAUGAUGAUGGAGUUAGCAGCACAGACAGUGGGGUAGAGGAUUUGAUUAGUGGUGUUAGUGACAGUAACAAAAUCACAUUGUAUACAGGAACCAUGGCAGAGAUAGUUGAUAAAACGGAUUUGGUGGUUACAUUGGGCGGAGAUGGUACAAUUUUACGAGCUGUCAGCACUUUUCUGAACUCCAACGUUCCACCGGUGUUGAGUUUUGCACUUGGGACGUUGGGGUUCUUGCUUCCCUUUGAUUUCAGUAAAUUCAAAGAGACAUUUGCUAUGAUGUACGACUCAAGGGCCAAGGCUCUUCAUAGAAGUAGAUUGGAGUGCCAUGUUAUAAGGAAGGAACCCGAGAUGGUCGAGAGUGCAUAUAGUGCACAGCAGCGCCAGUUAAUCGAGAAGGUCAAGCACCAGCACAACCAUUCCACCACAAUGAUGCAUGCAAUGAACGAUAUUUCGUUGCAUAGAGGACUGCAGCCCAACCUCACAUCGUUGGACGUUUACGUCGACAACUCUUUGUUGACUAGCUCCACUGCUGAUGGGUUGAUCUUCUCUACCCCCACCGGUUCCACUGCGUACAGUUUAUCUGCAGGAGGAUCAAUUACGCACCCAUCAGUGGAAUGUAUAUUGUUAACUCCGAUCUGCCCCAGAUCAUUGUCAUUCAGGCCCUUAAUCUUACCACUGACGUUGCACAUCAGGAUCCAGAUGUCUGAGCGAAACAGAAAUGCUGCGAUUAAAUUGAGCAUCGAUGGAAUACCACAACAGGACUUAAGACCCGGCGACCAGAUCCAUGUAGUGAGUGAAACUGGCACCAUUUUCAUGCCAGGAAAUAAACUUCCGAAAAAUAAUAAGCGGAAUGGGAUUGAUGGGGGAAGCGAGAUUGAUGGUGAAGAAAGCGGCGAAACUCCAGACACGCUUGUGAGAAAGAAGAGUCCUUACAAAGGUAUAUGGUGUGUAGCCAGAAGCGAGACCGACUGGACGACGGAUAUUAAUAACUUGUUAGGGUUCAAUACAUCUUUUAGAGAAAACACCAGGAAAAGCUAG
Messenger RNA from Dujonia railenensis, 1422 nucleotides. NCBI's taxonomy places the organism in Eukaryota, Fungi, Ascomycota, Pichiomycetes, Serinales, Debaryomycetaceae. The record is from the annotation of a GenBank genome assembly.